Molecule: messenger RNA, 372 nt
Organism: Colletotrichum orchidophilum
Lineage: Eukaryota; Fungi; Ascomycota; Sordariomycetes; Glomerellales; Glomerellaceae
Exons: 4
Coding region: 1-372 (123 amino acids)
Source: RefSeq, a predicted model, not a curated record
AUGUUAGGCGGCGUUACCAUGGACCGUGGCAGCGCGACAAUGCUUCGGUCUACGCCGCAACUACCCAGCCACGGCCAGCCAUGGGGCCCCGUCAGGGAUCCGACGACGGCAGACUACAACACUGACAGCGACAUUGCGUGGUCGCCUGCGAAGAAGCUGAUGAAACUCAUGACCCGUCGGCGUUCCGAAGAGGACGCCGACGGAGAAAAGGCGUGCCUUACCAAUAGGCGAGUCGGCACCGGCGAGCUUUCGUCACCGGCCCCACUGGGCCUGACGACACCAUCUGGAGGGGACAAGUGUAGCCACAAGCUUUCGCAACGCACACUGAUACAAUUCGUUGUCAUGGACGUGCCGCUGGAGCCUGAGAAGUAG